AUGGCAGAGAAAGAAGAAAGAGUGAAGCUUCUAGGGUUUUGGGCAAGCCCUUUCACCUGUCGGGUCGAGAUGGCUCUCAAACUUAAAGGCGUACCUUACGAGUACUUGGAGCAAGAUAUUGUCAACAAGAGCCCUUUGCUUCUCCAGCUAAACCCGGUUCACAAGAAGGUUCCGGUUCUUGUCCACAAAGGCAAACCAAUACUCGAGUCAAAUCUGAUCCUCGAAUACAUCGACCAAACAUGGACAAACAAUCCAAUUUUUCCUCAAGAUCCCUACAAGAAAGCCACGGCUCGAUUCCUUGCCAAAUUCGUCGAUGAACAACUCGCACCAGUUGGAUUCAGGUCUCUAGUGAAGGCAGAGAAGGGAAUCGAGGUUGCAAUCAAGGAGGCUCAAGAACUCAUUAUGUUUCUUGAGAAAGAAGUCACCGGAAAAGAUUUCUUCGGCGGAGAGAAAAUUGGAUUCUUGGACAUGGUUAUCGGAACUAUGAUCCCAUACUGUGGUGUUCGAGCGUGGGAGUUUAUGGGAAUCGAUAUGAUUCCAGAGGAGAAGUUUCCAGAACUAAACAGAUGGAUCAAGAAUUUGAAUGAGGUUGAGAUCGUGAGAGAAUGUGUACCUCCAAGAGAAGAACAUAUUGAGCACUUGAAAAGAAACGCAAAGAGAAUCAAAUCUGCCUAUAAGAGACAAACAUGA
Messenger RNA from Microthlaspi erraticum, 690 nucleotides. Lineage: Eukaryota; Viridiplantae; Streptophyta; Magnoliopsida; Brassicales; Brassicaceae. The record is from the annotation of a GenBank genome assembly.